AUGUCAGCCAAAAUUCGCAAUAAAACGCUGCGGGCGAUCCCCCCGGCCGAAGACAUGGCCGCCGCGUUCGCAGCGCGCAGCGCAGUCCACGAGAACGGCGCGCACUUUCCUGCAGCAGCAUUGCAGCUUCCUGAAGCCGGGGACAUCCUUCCACAGCUGCCGGAUGACGCGAACGCGAUCGACCGGGCAAUUUUCGAGCGGCUGCAGCUGGUGUGGAAGGAGGAGGCCUCGGGGUGGACGGAAGAGAUGCGGCAAUCGCUUAGGAGCAGCAUGUUCCGGGCGCGGGUGACGCGGACGACGGUCAAGCCGUCGAGCCACUGCACGAUACGCAGACUGCGCAGGGGCAAAGAGGUGCCGACCUGGGGCGAGUUCGUGGUGCUGCGCACCAUGUUCGGCGCGGGAGUGUGCUUCGGCGAGCCGUGGGCCGAGGCGCUCGCCGAGCGCCACCCUCUGGCGCGCGAGGACGCAUAUGGAGGCGUCGUACCGGCUCAGCCCAGGGUCGCGACGGACGUCCUCGACGGCAAGGUCGGCUUGCGGCCGGCGAGCCUGCGCAGGAUCAGCGUCCGGACCCUCGGGCCGGAGAAAUCGCGCGUGUACAAGCGCCGGGUAGGCAGCGGCCCCAUGGCCACCACCGUCACGAGGAAGAUGAAGAAGGACGAGGCGAAGCAGGAUGAUACAGGGAGCGAGGAUGACGGGGGUGGGAAGGGAAGGGGAUUGUGGCAGGGACAGCAGCAGCAGCAACAGAAAAAGGAGAAGAAAAAGAGGGCUGAUGAGAAGCCGCGCGGUAACGGGAUGCCGGCGGCCAGUGGCAUUGCGGGCGACGAGGCGGCCGUGAGCGCGGGCCGCAUUGGCCUGAACGCUGUCAUCGCCACGCUGCGCCAGUGUUCUCACGACCAGGAGGAGCAGAUCAAUCGCCUGCGCGCGAGCAACGAAUUGAUUCGCAAGUCGCUGCUUGACUUGAACGCCAUGGCUGAGCAAGUCCGGGACGACUGA
This is a messenger RNA of Cordyceps fumosorosea ARSEF 2679, 993 nucleotides long. RefSeq lists its product as hypothetical. The record is from RefSeq and is a predicted model, not a curated record. Lineage: Eukaryota; Fungi; Ascomycota; Sordariomycetes; Hypocreales; Cordycipitaceae. The coding region runs from base 1 to 993 and encodes 330 amino acids. The transcript has a single exon.